CAAGUGUAAGAGGCAGCUUCCUUCUCUCCCUCUUUUCGAAUUGACUCGCUCUUCAUUCUCAAUUCCUUCUUCUCUAUAAAUCUAUUCUUCAUUCUCUCUUUUCAUUCAACAUCUUUUGCAGGUUUCCUUUCAACCCUUUUUCUCAAUCUCUCUCUUUUUUCUCCUUCUCAAAUCCCUCAGAUAUGACUACUGAUGAGAAUGCUAACGGUGAUAAGAAUCGAGCUCCGAGGUUGAAUGAAAGGAUUCUUUCUUCUUUGUCUAGAAGAUCGGUUGCUGCUCAUCCUUGGCAUGAUCUUGAGAUUGGACCUGAUGCUCCCAAGAUUUUCAACUGUGUUGUUGAGAUUACAAAGGGAAGCAAAGUCAAAUAUGAACUUGACAAGAAGACGGGGCUGAUCAAGGUUGAUCGGAUUUUGUAUUCAUCAGUGGUCUAUCCUCAUAACUAUGGCUUCAUCCCCCGUACGCUGUGUGAGGACAAUGAUCCUAUGGAUGUUCUUGUACUUAUGCAGGAACCAGUUCUUCCUGGCUGUUUUCUCCGAGCCAAGGCCAUUGGACUUAUGCCCAUGAUUGACCAGGGAGAGAAGGAUGAUAAAAUCAUUGCAGUUUGUGCUGAUGAUCCAGAAUACAAACAUUACACCGACAUCAAAGAGCUUCCCCCUCACCGUCUCUCUGAGAUUCGCCGCUUCUUCGAAGACUAUAAAAAGAACGAAAACAAGGAGGUGGCAGUUAAUGAAUUCUUGCCUUCAGGCGUUGCUCUUGAAGCUAUACAGUACUCAAUGGAUCUUUAUGCUGAGUACAUUCUGCACACCCUGAGGCGAUAGAUCAAUGCCAUUUUUACCCCGACCCAGCACCUUAAUAAAAAGGCGUCGUAACCAUUAUUAUAAUUUCAAACAAAUAUGUUCUUGUUGUAAUUUGGGACUCUGCUAUUCUUUUUUGUUUUGUUUUGUUUAGAUUAAUCUCAUGUUGAGGUCUAAGCUGUUUAUUAUUAUUAUUAUUAUUAUUUUGUUUUCCUUCAUGAAUUUGAUCAAUACAUUGACUGAAUACUCCA
Messenger RNA from Cucumis melo (muskmelon), 1045 nucleotides. RefSeq names its product soluble inorganic pyrophosphatase 1. The record is from RefSeq and is a predicted model, not a curated record. Gene Ontology annotation, biological process: phosphate-containing compound metabolic process. Gene Ontology annotation, cellular component: cytoplasm. The transcript is spliced from 9 exons. Bases 183 to 818 code for a protein of 211 amino acids. Gene Ontology annotation, molecular function: magnesium ion binding; inorganic diphosphate phosphatase activity. Lineage: Eukaryota; Viridiplantae; Streptophyta; Magnoliopsida; Cucurbitales; Cucurbitaceae.